Molecule: messenger RNA, 717 nt
Organism: Phycomyces blakesleeanus NRRL 1555(-)
Lineage: Eukaryota; Fungi; Mucoromycota; Mucoromycetes; Mucorales; Phycomycetaceae
Exons: 5
Coding region: 1-717 (238 amino acids)
Source: RefSeq, a predicted model, not a curated record
AUGGGUUACAAAGCUUCUUUAAAGCAACUUGAUGGAUGCUGCAAAGUGAUAAUAUCAAGAGGUCUUCAAUACAAAAACUAUUUGGCAUAUGAAAGUCAAGGAAUUUCUAUGUUGUAUGAAUGCUUGAUUCGUAGUGUGAUGCGUACACGUUCUGUGGUCGUAGAGAUUCGCAUGCACCUACACAUGGUAUACAAUUACCAUAUUCAGUCUUUUCUGUUAGAUUUCGGUCUAAUGGGGGAGAUUGAUGUAAGCCUCUUGGAGACAGAAGCGGAGGUGUUUACACCAAAGCUGGUCUCAACCAAACCAACUAGGGGGUAUGGGCCUCUCAGCGUUCAGUGGGAGCUUCUUUCUAGAGGCGCCAAUGAAAUACCACCACCCAUUUGGCCAACCCCCUGCAUCGGCAGCGGGUGGACAUGGCUUGGGAGUAACGCUGUUCACCGCAGACGAACUAGCCCGAAACCUUCCAUCGAAGCCUUCUCAUCCCUUGCGUGUGAGGCCGUGGAGUGCUCUUCCGCAACUUUGGCAUCUAUUCUAGAUCUGAGGUUGGGUGAUGAAAGAAGAACAGACAAGUUUGGUGAGCGCAGCAGCAAAAGCUAUGGAGUAUGCUGUUGUGACAUUCUUUUUCAAGCCACUCAGCCCGUGCGAGAGACUUAUGUCUGGGGUGGACCAAACCUUACCAUAAAGGUUGGACCAGAGUUCGGCCGUAGACCGUCGUGA